Molecule: messenger RNA, 2700 nt
Organism: Cadophora gregata
Lineage: Eukaryota; Fungi; Ascomycota; Leotiomycetes; Helotiales; Ploettnerulaceae
Exons: 3
Coding region: 1-2700 (899 amino acids)
Biological process (GO): transmembrane transport
Molecular function (GO): oligopeptide transmembrane transporter activity
Source: RefSeq, a predicted model, not a curated record
AUGGAUCAUAAAGAGUCUCUGGACGAUAAACAGUCUCUGGGUGAUGUCAAGGUUUUCGAUGUGAACGAAAAAACACUACAUGCAACAUCGCUUGACGACAGUUGGACUGCACCCGAGGAAUGGCAUCGACGCCUAGUUGCUGAGUACACUGGACAGCACAAUGGCAAGAGCGAGACAUUGCCUGCAGGAUCUGAUCCUGAUCGAGUUGCGGCCGCCAUUCUCACGUUGAAUGAAGAAGAGUCUCUCAAAAUUCUCAAAUCAGUCGUCGAGAAUCUUGAAACUGAUUAUACCAUCGACCAUGUUUUGAUUGAGCGAUGCAGGCAGUUGCUGGAGGGUAGUGCUGCUUGCGAGCUAAACCAUGAGGAUUGGGCCUAUGUGACGUGCAGGACGGCUGGCACGAUUCACAACUGGUCUCCUUACGCCGAGGUUCGCGCUGUUACACUCCCUUAUGAUGAUCCGGAAGAGCCAUGUGAGAGUAUUCGAGCCUAUGUUGUUGGAUUCUUUUGGGUUUGUGUUGCUUCUGCUGUGAACACCUUCUUCAGUCCUCGACAACCCGGUAUAUCCAUACCUGGCCAGGUCAUCCAACUUCUCAUUGUACCAAUGGGUCGAUUCCUCGCUCUUGCUCUUCCUGACUGGGGCUUUCACCUGCGUGGAAAAAGGUACACCCUGAACCCAGGACCCUGGUCAUCCAAAGAACAGUUACUUGCCACCAUCAUCUCCCAAGCGAACACGAUUGGGAACUUCACAGGGUUGUUGGUUAUGCGACUUCCCAUUUUCUUCAAUCAACGCUGGGCCAGCUUCGGAUUCGCUAUUGUCCUUGCACUUGCAGAUCAGAUUUUUGGUCUCGGGGCUGCCGGGAUGCUGCGUCGCCUGAGCGUUUACCCACAGGAAGCUGUUUGGCCAGGUGUGCUACCUACGCUGGCAUUGAAUCGAGCCUUGAUCACAAGUGAGAACAAGGGGGAAGUCAUUCAUGGCUGGAGGAUCUCUCGCUACAGAACAUUCGUCAUUGCCAGUGUCGUAUUUCUCUUUUACUAUUGGAUACCAAACAAGUUCUUCCAAGCUCUGCGACUCUUCAACUGGAUGACUUGGAUUUCUCCAAAGAACAAGAAUUUGGCUAUCGUGACUGGAUCCUACGGUGGAAUGGGGUUCAAUCCAUUCUCCUCUUGGGAUCCAAAUGCAUCCGGUUCGACUGCCAUGAAUUCUCCGUUCUUUGCUCAGCUACAACAGUACUGCAUGCGCGUCAUUGCGGGUCUGGUUAUUCUCAUCAUGUACUAUACGAACAUGUCAUGGGCUGCGUACAUGCCUAUCAACUCCAAUGCGGCAUUCGACAAGGAGAUGAAGUCGUACAACAUCAGCAAGGUGCUUACCGAAGACAAUAGAGUGAACCUUGAAGCAUACAAGGAAUAUGGGCCGCCCUACUACGCUGUUGCAAAUCUUUUUGUUACGGGUGCCAACUUCGUAUACUACACUUUCUCGAUCGUGUACGUGUUCGUCAAGUACUGGAAGCCCCUCAAGAAAGCCUUUGUCGGCAUCGUGGUGAAUACCAUCAAACGACGAUCCAUUUACACAGGGUUCACCGAUGGUCAGACCCGCUUGAUGAAACCAUACAAAGAGGUCCCGGAGUGGUGGUACACCAUCGUGUUCGUGUUUGGUUUCAUUGUCUCGGUUGUUGGCGUUGCUGCAUGGCCUACUCAAACUCCUUGGUGGUCGAUCCUCGUUGUGGUUGGUGUCGGAUCAGUGUUAACGAUUCCCUGGAUCAUUAUUGAGUCCAUUGCCGCUACUGGUAUUUCACUCAAUGUGAUCUGGCAGGUUCUUCCUGGUGUCAUAUGGCCUGGACAACCACUUCCACAGUUGGUCAUCCUCAUGCUUGGAGGCGCUUUUGAGCAGAUGGCAGGUGGAUUUGCUGGAGAUUUAAAGUAUGCACAUUAUGCCAAGUUGCCGCCCCGAGCUGUGUUCCGAGGACAUAUCGCAUCUUGCGUUGUCAACUGCUUCAUCUACUGUGCCAUGCUGGAGGUCAUGGUCGUUUAUUUCAACGGAGACAACACGCUUUGCCAGUGGAAUAACAAGCAGUAUAUGGUGUGCAAUUAUGCAAAUUCUGUCUUUUCGUCGGUCAUUUCGUUCGGUGCUUUUGGGACGAACAACAUGUUCCAGCUUUAUCCACUCUUACCUUGGUGUUUCUUGAUUGGAGCCAUCCUUGGAUUGACUUGGGUUGUGGUUGAGAAGGCAGCUCCUCGGAUCCGACAGCUCAUUCAAUCUCGAUUGGAUGCUAAACAGUCCACAUCGUUCGACAAAUACAUCUGGAAGCCAACUGCUGCCGUUAUGUCGACCUUGAAUCCAGCUGUCGCUUUGUCAGGUGCAUUGCAAUGGGCGGGGAAUACGAAUCUUUCCUACGCCACGCUAGGUAUCUUCAUUGCCUGGUUCUUUCAGUACUACCUUAAGCGUCGCUAUACCGCCUGGUGGGGAAAGUAUGCCUACAUGGUAUUCGCAGGUUUGAGUGUUGGUGUGGCAAUAUCCGGAUUGAUUGUAACGCUGGUGUUCAGCUUUGGGGUGGGGAAGAAUUCUAAUUUCAGCUGGUGGGGUAAUGAUGUUGCUUUACAGGGGGUUGAUUACCAGUUGUAUAAUAACAAUGCGAGUUUGCUACCGUUGCCGGAGAGUGGGUAUUUUGGGUUGGAUCCCAGCAGUUACCCACUGAAGUGGUAG